Molecule: messenger RNA, 2671 nt
Organism: Plodia interpunctella (Indianmeal moth)
Lineage: Eukaryota; Metazoa; Arthropoda; Insecta; Lepidoptera; Pyralidae
Product: synaptotagmin-15-like
Exons: 12
Coding region: 180-1787 (535 amino acids)
Biological process (GO): calcium ion-regulated exocytosis of neurotransmitter; synaptic vesicle endocytosis; cellular response to calcium ion
Cellular component (GO): exocytic vesicle; plasma membrane
Molecular function (GO): calcium ion binding; phosphatidylserine binding; calcium-dependent phospholipid binding
Source: RefSeq, a predicted model, not a curated record
CCGAAGCUUUUCCGAAGGUUCGCGCGUGAAACGUAAAGGACUUAACUUGUACUUACUUUUAAAACCGCCGAGUGUUUUAUGUAAGCAUUACUAGAGCAUGUAUAUGUGUGUUUAGAAUUGAAACUAUUCCUUGAAUAGGUGUGUGAUUUGUUGUGCGAGGUAUCAUCCAAUGUUUAGAGAUGUUAAAGCUGCCACCGUCAUUGUACCGGGACGUGGACGUUAACGUUGACGAGAGCGACGACAGCGAGCGGCCGGUGAACAUAAAGAAGAUAUACUCGCGCCGGCCGUGGUAUGCGCCGGCGAUUGACCCGGCUGAGGUAUUGACAAGCCGGCACUCAGUACCAGAUUACAAUCCGGACUACGACCAACAGGAUGAGUUACAGUACUACGGUUCGAAACAGGAUUACCCAGAGGUAGACCUGGUGGUACCGCAGCAGGUUGAGGCUGUCGACAGGAUCGCAGUGGAAGCGUCACCUCCCAACGCGAGAUUCGAACAGGGCCCCACUGCCGACACAGUGUCUGAACUGUCUCUUGGCAAUGGUAUCAAUUUAAGAGAAGUGGCGCUAGUGGCAUUAGGCGGCGCGAGCGCAGCUAUAGUGUUGCUGAUUAUAAUGGCGGGAGUGUUUAUCGCCCGGAGACGCAAGAACAGCCCGUCUCCCGCCCCCUCGCCGCCUAUCCUCGUCUAUCCUCCACAUGACAUGUCGGCGCCGAGUUACAUGACAAAGGAGGUAAAUUUCUCACUGCCAGCCCUGCGGUCGUCGUCUCUGGGCGAGCUCCGUGAUGUGGUCAGCGUGAGCAGCCUCGGCAGCGACAUCCUAUGUCCUCCUGUACCUACGCAGUUGAGGUCGAAUUCUUUUACGAACACUGCUGACCUGGGAGUGCUGGACCCGUCUCUCUACAAGCCCGACUGUCUUGACGAAGAUCUUCUGUGGCCUGAAGGACAUGUUGGCCGAGUGUGGUUCACGCUGAAAUAUGAGUCGGAUACUGAACGGCUACAGGUGCACAUCAUAAAGGCGAAGCACUUACCAUCGCGCACGCCCGCGUUGGCCAACGCAUGCGAUCCGUACAUCAAGAUACAACUUAUGCCGGAUGAAAGGAGGGUGCUUCAAACGAAACAAAAAAAGAAAACCUGCAAUCCGUUCUUUGAUGAAAGCUUUGUCUACCAGAUUCCCCCCGGCAAGCUGGAGGGGCUGACCCUCAAGCUGUCAGUGCUGGACUUCGGUCGCGUGGGGAAGGGCAAGCAGCUGAUUGGCCACGUGAUCCUUCCUCUAACUGAGCUGGAGGGAGUCGCUCCUGAUGAGGAGCCGCAGCUGUAUAAGAUGGACGUGGAAAAGGCAAUACAAGAUCCGACGUCAGACCUCGGCGAGAUUCUGGUAUCGUUACUGUACAAUGAAAACCUUCACCGACUGACAGUCACAGUUAUAGAGGCACGGGGUCUGAAGUUGGAUCCAUCGUCAAAUAAACACGAGAUGGUGGUACGUGUGACACAAGAGCGAGCGUGCCGGGGGGUGCGCGCGCGCAGGACAGCCGCUGUCGAAGUGACAGACGAUGGGUGUGCCUUGGUCUCAGAGUGUUUCAACUUCAGGCUGAAGGCAGACGAACUUCACACCACUAGCGUCACGGUUCAGGCGUUGCAACCACAUUCAGUGUAUGCUAAAGAUCGACUUCUCGGCAAAUUUGUGUUAGGCUCGUAUAUGUUCGCUAGAGGGCGCGCACUACAACACUGGAAUUCUGCACUGGCAACCCCAAUGGAACAAGUCAAACAAUGGCAUCCUCUCACGAAUUAAAAAAAAUAACCCGGCCAAUCUAAAAAUAACCACUGAUAUUAAUUACAUUAAACUAAAUUACAACAUAUCUCCUAUUUAAACUUAUAUACAUGUAAAAUGAUCUGAUAUUUCAAUCCGCACAGCUUUUUCAUAAAAAUAUAAAUAUGCAAUAAUAAAAUUGAAUUUUUAAUUACAUUUUUAAUGUUUGAAAAAUGAAUAUUCCAUCGACUGAUAUCGCUAUAUUUCACAUAUUUUAAAACAAAAAAUAUUAAUUCGAACAUAUAUUAAAAUAUUUAUAUUAAAAUCACAAAUAUUUUUGUAAUUUCCAUUUACAACAUUUUAUAUUCUAAAAACGACUCUUUUUUUUAAAUUUUAUUAGUGAUUUGAUAUCAUAGUAAGAAGAUAUUUAUAUGAGUUGAUAUUAUAGGAAAUCUCAUUCAAUAAUAAUUAUGAUGAUGCUUUGUAUUGGUUUAUACUUGUUCUCAAUAUACAAUUCCAAAUCAGUACCUAUAAAUAAGUAAAAAAAUUGACGUACAAUUUUUAAAGUAGGCGAUUUUUAAUUGUAUUAUCUAAAAUAAUAUUUUACCUAUAAAAAGUAGUUUAAGGAAUGCAUAUUUAUGUCUAAAUUUAAUUAUAAUUUUAAUAUUAUUAAUUUAUGUUGAAUAUUUAUAGUAGAAUAUGUGGUAAUCAGUAUAAACAUGUGUAAUUUUUAGUUUUACAAUAAUAUUAUACAAUUUAUAUGGAAUUAUAUGGAUAUUAAUCAAUGAUCGGCAUAAAUUAUAUUAAAAUCUUAUGAAAGCAUUUAAUAAAUGUUUAAUUGUAUUAAAUAUUGCCAAUAUAUUUAGUAGAUUUAUUGAUAUCGUGCAAAUGAUCAAGAAAUAAAGAUUGUAACACCAGAUUGGUGA